AUGACCGCGAGGCUUGAGCAGUUCCGGAAAUCAAUGAACGGGUUGACGGGGCGUGAGAGGGACGGUGCGGGGGACGGAGGAAGACGCUGGCAGGACGCGACGCGCUCUUCCCUUGUCGAGCCAAAUGGGCGCUUACAUGCCGUUGUCGCGACCAUGGUGUUGGUGGGCCGCCCUUUCCCGCGCAUACUCUCCUCCCGUUUCCACUCCGCCUCGUCCCUCUGGGCACCCCGCCGCACUCUCAAGGAGUUUAAGCUCGCCGAUAUUGGAGAGGGCAUUACCGAGUGCGAGGUCAUCAAAUGGAGCGUCAAGCCUUCGAGUUCCAUAACCGUCUUCGAUCCCCUCUGUGAGGUGCAGAGCGACAAAGCCACUGUCGAGAUUACCAGUCCCUUCGAUGGCACCGUCAAGGAGCUUCUCGUCAAGGAGGGCGACGUAGCCAAGGUCGGCUCGGGUCUUUGCACCAUCGAGGUUGAAGAAGAGGACUCGGGCGACGCCCCGAGUCCGGCUCACGCUACAACCCCGCCCGCCCCAGUGUCUCCAACGUCAGAAUCUACACCGGAACCCCCGACUGCAAUUGAACAGCAAGCCCCUUCCGCGACAUUCAAGGCCAAGCUACACCCGCUAGAUCCCAGAGCAGCUACCCAGGCUUCCGCGUCCACCGGUCUGUCUCAUACAGACAUCCUGGCUACACCCUCUGUCCGCCACUUUGCUCGCCAGCACAACAUCGACCUCUCUCUCCUUGCACCAGGGAGCGGCAAGAACGGCAGGAUUGAUAAGCGUGAUGUCGAGGCUUUCCUGGCCAGGUCCGCAUCACCACCCUCCGACACUCCAUCGGCACCCGCUGCUGCCGCUGAUGUGGAUACCAUCAUUGAGCUCGGACGCACUCGGUUUGGUAUGUGGAAGGCAAUGACAAAGAGCUUGGAGAUCCCUCAGUUCGGAGUCUCCAUGAGCAUGGACCUCACUGCGCUGCACAACAUGAUGCCUGUGCUAAACGCGAACAUACCCACUCGAUACCUCCCGGAUACUAGCUCUUCUGCCAGCGCGCCUGUCAUCUCGCCGUCGGCUUUUUACGAGCAAGCAGCGCUGUCCCCUGUCCCGCCAUCAGCUACCUACACCCGCCUCACGUUCCUCCCCAUCCUCAUGAAAACGCUCUCAAAAGCCAUGGCAGAAUGGCCCCUCUUCCGGUCGUCCAUCGUUCCGUCCUCGUCGCCCUCCGGUAAGCCAGCCAUGGGCAUCCGUCCGCACGCCGACAUCAGCAUCGCGCUCUCAACACCGACUGGGCUCUACACACCGACUGUCCAGCGCGUCGACACACACUCCGUGUACGCGCUCGCGUCGCAGCUCAAGCACCUCGCGCACCUUGGCCGUCAAUCCCCGUGCGCGCUCACGCCCGCGGAGAUGCCGAAGCAGGGCGGCACGAUCUCUCUCUCGAACGUCGGCGGCGUCGGGGACGUAGAGUACGCGUCGCCGGUGCUCGUGCCCGGCGGCGGCGUCGCCAUCGUCGCGAUUGGGCGCGCGAGGUGGAUUUGGGACGUCAAUAGGGGCGAUGGGAAGGGCGAGCGGCGGCUCAAGGUCAGUGUGAGCUGGAGUGCCGAUCACAGAGUCGUCGAGGGUGCAGAGUUGGUCGCUUUUGUGGAGACAUGGAGGUCAUGGAUUGAGACACCAGAGAGACUGAUAGGAGAUGCUGUGUAGAAUAAAAUAGUCCAAUUGACAACGUCUCAGGUGUUGGGCCC
Messenger RNA from Postia placenta MAD-698-R-SB12, 1730 nucleotides. RefSeq lists its product as hypothetical. The record is from RefSeq and is a predicted model, not a curated record. The coding region runs from base 1 to 1689 and encodes 562 amino acids. Gene Ontology annotation, molecular function: acetyltransferase activity; lipoic acid binding. The transcript is spliced from 4 exons. NCBI's taxonomy places the organism in Eukaryota, Fungi, Basidiomycota, Agaricomycetes, Polyporales, Adustoporiaceae. Gene Ontology annotation, cellular component: mitochondrion; cytoplasm.